CACAGCCAUUCCAUCACUGCUUUUCAGGAGGCUACAUGUUCGCUUGCACAUAGCAAACUAGGCACGUGGGCAGUCACUUGUGAUGGUCACAUUCUGGUCAAGCCGAACAACGUCGACAGUUGGGUAACUGUUGCUGCGCCUCCUGAUCUCCCAGCGGAUGUCUCGCCUUCGCAGGUUUUCUCUUCUCCAAAUGGGAUUUAUGUUUGGAUACUUGCAAAGGGACGUGGAUGGGCACGUGUGAAUAUCAACGAUAGAAAUCCUAGCGGCACGAAAUGGACCGAAACCUACCACACAUCAGAUCUGUGCCAGUUGGCUGUUGGUGACAACAUUGUCUGGGCCAUAGACGCUUCUGGACAUCUUCUGAGACUGCGAGGAUUAGCGGCAGGGAACCCAGCUGGAAAUUAUUGGCGUCCUAUCUUCAGGAGGGACAUUCAGGGCUAUUUCGAUAGAUGCUCGAAGCGACUUAUGGGCAAUCGAUAUGGAGAAUCACCUCGUACGACAUUUGAGCGACGUUUUCGUUCCGAAUCAGUUUCAUAA
Ostertagia ostertagi is the source of this 537-nucleotide messenger RNA. Lineage: Eukaryota; Metazoa; Nematoda; Chromadorea; Rhabditida; Trichostrongylidae. The record is from the annotation of a GenBank genome assembly.